This is a messenger RNA of Desarmillaria tabescens, 363 nucleotides long. RefSeq lists its product as uncharacterized. The record is from RefSeq and is a predicted model, not a curated record. The transcript is spliced from 3 exons. Lineage: Eukaryota; Fungi; Basidiomycota; Agaricomycetes; Agaricales; Physalacriaceae. Bases 1 to 363 code for a protein of 120 amino acids.
AUGCCUUUGGUUCCGACGAGAAAGGCCAGUCCUGCAACGGAACGGCUGGCGAGCGUAUCAAGACGGGAAAAAGACGAUGUUCGACAUUGUUUACGAACCUGUGUUGUGAAGAAUUUUGGGCCUGAGAAGAUUAUGCAGCUGUCGUCAGGUCAGCAGCGUUCGAUUGCGCCGAACGAGAAGGGUACCGUUCACGUUUGGGGCUACAACGGCUGCUGUCGUCUUGGUCAGGGCAAUCAGGUCGAUGCGCUCCGACCCAAGAAGACGCCGCAUUUUACUGGAGACAAUGCAGGCGUGCUGGUCAUUGCCGAUAAGGGUGGAAUGUACUGGAUGACGGGCCAGUGGAACAACUUCGGAUACGAGUAG